GGCAGUUAAUGAAUUCCUUGACCCGUUUGUAUAAUGAUAUGACAAUGAAACAUGCUCGUUAUUUUGUGAGAGUAUCACAUAAUGUAUGGUGUUUAGUUUUGUCGGUAUUUACAAUUAUUUGUAUUUUGCACAUUGCUUUUAACGCAUUAAACAGAAAUAUGUUAAUAUCCAGAAAGACCCAGAUGGUAAAAAGGGAAACAAUCGAUGUGGAUUCUUUUAGAAUAAACUCCAAUUUAUUGGAAAACGUUUGCAACCCGUCCCCAUAUUUAGUUGUUCUAGUUCCGUCAACAUUUGGUGCCAAAGAAGAACGCAAUUCAAUACGGAACACAUGGCUCAAUUCAGUCUGGACUAAUUUACAUCCAAAUUUUACAGUUAAACAUAUUUUCAUAUUAGGUUUGAAAAAUAGAAACGAGGAAUCAGCAAUACUGAACGAGAGUAAAAUUUUCAAAGAUAUUUUAUGUAGUAACUUUAUUGAUUCAUAUGAGAACCUGACAUUGAAAGUUUUGAUUGGAUUAAACUGGAUAAAUAAAAACUGCAAACAUACCAAAUACGUGUUGAAAGCGGAUGACGAUACUCUUAUACUAGUGCCAAAUCACCUCUUGUUUCUCAGUCAAAAUGUACACUCCGAAAGGAUCAUAGGUCUCGUGGUUGAAAGUGGAGAGGUAAAUCGCAAAGGGAGAUGGAAGGUGGAUUUAGACUUGUAUCCACAUAAAACUUAUCCACCUUAUGUGUUUGGAAACUCGUAUGUAAUACCAAGAACAUUACUACAAAGUCUCGUAACGGCAUCCAAUCAUAUGCCGAGUAUACCUACAGAAGAUGCCUAUAUUACUGGAAUAUUAAGGAGAGAAGCGAAAAGUAAACUUCUUCAUCAUCCUGGAUUCUCGUUUUGGUUGCAAAGCACAAAAGUGACGAGUCUAUGCCUUUAUAGUUACAAUAUAUCGAUAACAAAUCUAGGACCAUUAAAAAUGUUAAAAAUAUGGAAUACAUUUUUACACUUCAAUUAUACAAACUGCCUGUACUGAUAAAAUACAUGUAUAUGAUUAUAUUAGACUAACAUAUUCCUGAUUUGUGAUGGUUUUAAUAUAACUUACAAUCU
This is a messenger RNA of Mytilus trossulus (common blue mussel), 1096 nucleotides long. RefSeq names its product beta-1,3-galactosyltransferase 1-like. NCBI's taxonomy places the organism in Eukaryota, Metazoa, Mollusca, Bivalvia, Mytilida, Mytilidae. Gene Ontology annotation, cellular component: Golgi membrane. Bases 9 to 1022 code for a protein of 337 amino acids. The record is from RefSeq and is a predicted model, not a curated record. Gene Ontology annotation, molecular function: hexosyltransferase activity. The transcript has a single exon.